AUGGCUUUGACACAGCUCCGUGGGGAUAUUGGCGCAGCCAGUGGGGAUAAUGUUGACAUCGAGUGGAUUCAUCAGUUGUUGGCCUCAUCGUUGAUCCUCAGCUUCUUCAACUUCUCCCAAUGCGAUGGUUAUUCGAUACGUCAUAUCCGUGGCAUGAUUAGCAUCGUUAGGAUGACGGAUCAGGCACUUCUCGCCUCUACGCCUCUGGGUCGCUUUCUCAUGGGUGUAUGUUCAUAUCACGACAUUUCAGCGUUUUGGAUUGGUAGAAAACAACCAUCACAGAGGGCUUGGACAUCUUGGAUGUCGCAUCGCACCCAUACAGAACUUGGCGGGGACUUGACUGCCUUGGAGAGCAUGAUGGGGUAUCCCGAAUCUCUUGUGAAUAUCAUCGCUGAUGUUGCCGAACUUGUUGAUGAUAACAUUUACUUGGAACUUGAGAACAGGGCUGAUUUGAACAAUGGCCAAUUCGUGUCAAGUUUCACACAAGCAUCACCGCUUGCUUAUGGCAACGCAAGCGAUGAACUUGAAGGUUCGUUAAAACGCUGGGCUGUGCCGUUGGUCCCUCAAGGUCUGUCACCUGUCGCUGGUAUGGUCCUGCGCAGUGCCUGGGAAACCUUUCGGUUGGCUGCCUAUUUGUAUCUAUGGAGAUGCUUUGGUUUCCAUGCAAACCAUUUGGAGCCUUUUAGAGCGGACCGCAGUACACUCGCCAGAGCACAUGUGACGGCAAUUAUCUCCAACUGCGAGGCUAUACUUCGCCUGGGCUCCAUCCCACGAGUCUCUAUUGGGAACGCAUUACUCUGGCCGCUGGCUGUGGCAGGGUGUGAAUGCGGUCCAGGGUCAGAUCAUGAUGGACAGACAAUUCUUGAUAUGCUUCAGAGUCUUGAGCGUCUUUACAGCAUGGAGCACCCGAAGUAUGUGAGGCAAGCUCUCCAGAAACUGUGGGCUGCUAAAGGGACCUGGCUGAAUUAUCAACAAACUUCCGCGGACUCCGCGAGACCACCUGCUAGCCUGAACCAAAUCGUCACCGAAAUGAAACUGGUGAUUCCGCUUCUCUGA
Fusarium odoratissimum NRRL 54006 is the source of this 1056-nucleotide messenger RNA. RefSeq lists its product as uncharacterized. Bases 1 to 1056 code for a protein of 351 amino acids. The record is from RefSeq and is a predicted model, not a curated record. Gene Ontology annotation, biological process: positive regulation of transcription by RNA polymerase II. Gene Ontology annotation, molecular function: DNA-binding transcription factor activity; transcription cis-regulatory region binding. NCBI's taxonomy places the organism in Eukaryota, Fungi, Ascomycota, Sordariomycetes, Hypocreales, Nectriaceae. The transcript is spliced from 2 exons. Gene Ontology annotation, cellular component: nucleus.